Messenger RNA from Vigna umbellata (rice bean), 1971 nucleotides. Lineage: Eukaryota; Viridiplantae; Streptophyta; Magnoliopsida; Fabales; Fabaceae. The record is from RefSeq and is a predicted model, not a curated record.
UAAAAGAUGCAAAACAAUAAAACUCUCUUCCUCUACACAGUGACACUUUCCUUCCUUCCUAAAUGCUGCAGCACAACAAGCGAGACGCGAUCGAGCGGCAAGCGAACGGCGGGGUGGCGAGCGACGACCUAACGACGGCGCGUCGAGCGGCAAGUGAACAACAACGCAGCAAGGAGACGCGACCUCACGGUGAUUAAGCUAAGAACGAACACACAAGCGGAUGCAAAAGUGAAAUCCUACAUUUGCAGGUUGUGCUAAGGCUUAGUAUAUCCUUGAAGCUUUGAGGAGAAAAAUGGGUUAUAUUGGGUCUCACGGUGUCGCAGCUUUGCACAAAUAUAAGUAUAGGGAGUAGAUCAUUCCUACGUGGCCAAAUAUGUACUGCAACCCUUUUGGACACGCUUUGUUAAUUUUUUCCCCCUAUGGAUGCCCCAAACAUGAUAACUCUUAUGGGAUUCAUGUUCUUAUUAGUGUCUGCAUUGCUUGGUUAUAUAUACUCUCCACAUUUGGACUCAGCUCCUCCAAGAUGGGUUCAUUUUGCCCAUGGACUACUUCUGUUUUUAUACCAGGUAGGAUAAAAUACUUACAUUGAUGCUGUUGAUGGGAAGCAAGCUAGACGAACAAAUUCCUCAAGCCCAUUGGGGGAGCUCUUGAUCAUGGUGAUUUUCUUGUGCUCGUUUUGGAACAUUGGCUUUGGGAGCACAGCCAUGUGUGGAAGAGCGCGGACUUUCUGGUGGGUGGUAAUAUCUGCCAAAUUAAUUUUAUGGUUUGCAACCUGGAGAGCAGGAAGUUAUCAUAAUGGGACCUUACGAGGGUCUGAGAAGAAAUACAUCUGUCACUUUUUCACUGCUAUCGUGGGUGCUGAGUGGUGGGCUCCAUUUGGAAAUUCUUUGCCAUUUUUAAGUUGGCUUCCUUAUCUCGAGGGAAUUCCAACAUUCAAAGCUGUUUUGUUUUUAAUGAUAGCUUUUGGUGUUACACCGACGGUUACAUGCAAUGUUACCAAUGUUUAUAAGGUUGUGAAGGCAAGGAAUGGAAGCAUGCCACUUGCACUGGCAAUGCUUUACCCAUUUAUUGUACUUGUGGGAGGAGUUCUUAUGUGGGAUUAUUUGUCACCAUCGGACAUCAUGGGUAGAUAUCCACAUAUAGUUGUUAUUGGGACAGGACUUACUUUUGGAUACCUUGUGGUAUGGCAAUUGUGUUUAAAUUUGAAAAGUCGUUGCCUUUUCUUGUUUUCUUUUCAAUUUUUAUAUCGUUUGCUUCUUAUUCUAAAACUCAUUUAUAGUAUAUCUUUGAAGGGUUCCUUAUUAGAUGAGAGACUGUUCUUCUGGGAUUAUUCUGUUUCUAUGAACACAGUGGCACUUUACUUGCAUUUUGCCACAUCAGUCAUCCAUGAAAUUACCAAUGCCCUGGGAAUAUAUUGUUUCAGGUAAAAUUACCAAUCAUUAUGUUAGUAUGCAUGUAGAAUUUGGCAUUUGUUGCUCCCUUUAAAUCAUUUCCAUUUUAUGAAGUCUGAUUUAUUGUUAAUUCAUAUAAAAGAAAAAUUGUUUUGUAUGCUAGUUACAUAGAUCGAUCCUUGCUUUUAUCAAUACCCCAAUUCUUCUCAAGAACAAUGGCCUGAGACUAACUCUUACCUUUUGUUCACUUGCAGGAUAAUAGGAAGGGAAGCUUGAAAGUCACCAGAUUUUCUUUACGUUUGCCUUUAUAACUAGUGAUUUUAGAUUUUAAACGUCAAUUUUAAAUCAUAAAGUAGCAAUUUUUCCGCUUGUCUUGCCGAGUCCUUACUAUUUUUUUUCUUUCAGCUUGCGAGUCAAGCCAAAUUCUGGCCACGCUUUUGUCAGAAUAAUUUGCCUUUAUUUGACAAAUUUGAACUAACUGGAGCUAGUAAUUAUAUGCUGAUUCACAGAUAGAUAGGAGAUCUAUUGUUGAUUGUUUCAAUUCAACACUAUAAUAUUUAUUUUAAUUUGAAUAUGACAA